Messenger RNA from Mesorhabditis spiculigera, 2943 nucleotides. Lineage: Eukaryota; Metazoa; Nematoda; Chromadorea; Rhabditida; Rhabditidae. The record is from the annotation of a GenBank genome assembly.
AUGAGCGCCCUGCGCGAGUCCCCGCUCAUCGCUUCUACCAGACGUCCAGCGAUCGCGCGCCACGUCAUCUACCGCAUCCUCCACCCGGUCAAGAACUUUCUGUACAGCAUCGGUGAAUCUAUCCUUCGCUUCGUCGCCAUCCUGAUCCUCGAGCUCGCGCACGAUCUGGCCAUGUCGAUCGGCAACAUUUUCAUCGACGUCACGGAGUCGGCCACCCGGCUGAUUAAUGGCAUCACGUAUAUUCUUUUGGCCGUGCUCGAGGACGAUCUGCAGAACUACCGGGAGUUUAUCCGCGAUGAGCAGGCAGAAACCGACGAAGAUGAGCCGCUAGGAGAUGGUGACACCAUAGAUCUGGAGCGUUCCGGGGCGACUCCCGGCUGCAAGUAUUGGUACAACGGACAGUGCGAUGAAUGUGCACCGGGGACGGUAUUUAAUAACACUGAUGAUUCAAUGUGCACGCGCCUGACUCUGGAAGGUGCCGAGAUUGAGUCGUUUAUGAUCCAUGGUCAAACCGGAGCGGCGACCGCCCUCGCGUACUUCGGCGUCGAGUGCCCCAAGGAUCGCGACAAAAAUCUUUACGUGCCGGGAAUCUGCAACCAGCGCUGCCCACAGAAUUGCAGGCUCUGCCACACCAGCAAGUCGUGCUACCAGUGCGAGGCGGGCUACUUCCCGGCGUUGGCCGCCGACGGGAGGACUCCUUACUGUUUGCCGGCCUCUGUUCCCGUUGAUGGCAUCCAGACUGCCAGCCCGUGUCCAGAGAACUACAUCCGGGUCGGCUCGUUGUGCCAGGAGUGCAAAGCGUGGACCCCUCGAUGCGUGUCGUGUGUAGCCCUCUUCUACGGCGAGCUCGACGACGCCGAGCUGAUCUGCUGGCGCUAUGAGGACAUCGUACAAGCCGCCGCCCUCGAAGAGCUCGAGAUCAUGGUGUUCAUGCGCAAGUCUCGAACGGGGAGCAGCAGCUCGAAGGCGCUGAGUUUCACCCCGCCGGUGCGCGAGCACAGCCUCGAUGCGUUCGGGAACCUGGUUUUGUCCUCCUCCUCCAACUCUCGGCGCUGCAACCCGCUCGACCAGCAGGAGCGCGUCAUCGUCAGGCAAAAUCUCCGCCCCCAAGCCCUCCUCAACAUGCGCCUGAAGCGAAACCUCGAGAUGCGCAAAGAGGAAGCGAUCAAGCGCCAUGCGAAAUCGUCGAAGAGUGGCUCUUUAUCCAUCCGCACCACCCAGGAGAGCUACCAGGGCACCGGGGACGCGACGUCGUUCUCCCGGGAGACGGGGACCGGCGAGACCCGCAGCAGAACGGUGCCCACCGGGACCUCGACCCCGACGCUGCCCACCUACGAGCAGCGGCCCGUCACGCAGGAAGAGGUGGAACGGAGACGAAGCCUCAUGAGCAGCGAUCUCAACGACCACGACUUCCCAGUGCACAAGAUCGCAAAGGUGAUGGAGGACGACGUGCUCGUCGAGUACCACGUCCGGCAAUGCAGCACGCUCAGCGGACUGAUCGAUUAUGGACUCGUGCACGACUCACUUUGGCGCGGCGCCCACUGCAUGUUCAGCGAACCUCUGGGUGAGCUCUACGACGAGGUGUGUGCAGCCUGCCCGUUCGGCUGGACGCACGGGAUGGACCCCAAAACCUGCAAUCAUAUCACCGUCUACACAUGGGUCGACGAUGCAAUGGAGGAGGUGCGCGUCGAAUUGGAGCGUCGCGGACUCGUCACGGCGCCCGUGUGCAAGAGCGGUCACUUUUCGGUACCAGGAAGCCCCAGCACAGGCGAUGAACAUUGCGAAAAGUGUCAACCCUUCUGCGAGAUUUGCCUCCCGACAAGGGAUUGCAUUCGCUGCAAGCUUGGCUAUCUGCCCACCUACCACAAUCGGCAGUGCGCCCCGAUAAGGCCCAGGUUGCCGCAGGAGAAUUGGUGCCCACCUGGCCAUCUUCGGGUCGACUAUCGCUGUAUGCCGAUUUCGGCGUGGGUCCGGCAUUGCAUCAGGGUUCACCCGGCACAGCAUUAUCAUGUACAGCGAAAAACCCUGCCCGAGUUCUACCGUAUGCGCGACGUCCGUGACUACGCCACCAUCGUUCAGGUGCCGAUGUAUUGGAAUAUCAGAUGGUCGAAUGAAGAAGACACCCGCCAAGUCUGCUACGUCUAUCGGAAUGUGCUACAUCUGGAUGGAUGCCACGCAGACCAAUGCCAGCCCGGCUUCAGAAUCACCGAACCCCUCCCGGGGGUUCGCGUCUGCACUUGGGACGGUUUUCAGAAGCGGGAAACUGCGGAUGGUCAUCUUUUCGACUACUACUGGGCGAGCAACAUCGACUUAGACGAGUUCUCGAUCGCCACCAAGGCGCUGCUGUACAUGGGCUCGCCGGUACUGCUCGUGCUCUACCUGGCGCUGCAGAUUGCGAUUACGGGAUCCUCUUCCUCAACAUCCCAUCACAUGCACUUCGGCUCGGCCUCCCACCGCUACAUUAUUCGACCAAAUUUGCGCGCCCGCGCUCGCCUCAACAUGCGCCUCAAAAGUAUGAUGAGCCGCAACAGGGUUACCGUGACGGCGACUCGUCCGACUUUGGAAACGUCGACUACGCAGGACAGCCAUCGACGUGAAACGACAACGACCGCCACAAGCACGGCCACCGGAACUGGUACUCGUACUGGAACGGGAGAUGACCCCACCACCGUACACCAUGGCACCGAUUGGAAGACCGAACGCUCCGAUAAGCAGACACACGCGAGAUCUGACGAGCCGGCAUCCGAGCCCAUGCCCGAGUUUCCGACUGAAGUUACGGUUCCACCUCCACGUCAGCCCCGCACGAAAUCAUCGGAAUGCACCGCGCCCACGAAGACGACCACCACGGAGAAGACGAUGCUCGCCCAAAUCGAGGCCGCCGAACGGGGAUCCACCGGGCCGGAAGUCUCGAAAACGGGGCCAGACACACGCGACCCAUCCCUU